Aspergillus nomiae NRRL 13137 is the source of this 855-nucleotide messenger RNA. Its product is annotated as NAD(P)-dependent alcohol dehydrogenase. The record is from RefSeq and is a predicted model, not a curated record. Gene Ontology annotation, molecular function: zinc ion binding; L-iditol 2-dehydrogenase (NAD+) activity. The transcript has 2 exons. NCBI's taxonomy places the organism in Eukaryota, Fungi, Ascomycota, Eurotiomycetes, Eurotiales, Aspergillaceae. The coding region runs from base 1 to 855 and encodes 284 amino acids. Gene Ontology annotation, biological process: D-sorbitol catabolic process.
AUGAACCCAGACACCAGAAACCCAUCAUGUCUUCUGUACGGAGCGUUAGAUGCGCGAUACGAAGACCGCCCGAUGCCCGUGCUUGACAACCCGCAUGAUGUUAUCGUUCAGAUCGCAUAUACGGGUGUUUGUGGCAGCGAUGUCCACUUCUGGCUGCACGGCGGAAUCCGCACCUACGUCUCCGAAACGCAGCCCCUGACCAUGGGCCACGAAGCCUCGGGUACAAUCCACGCAGUAGGCUCAGGCGUGACCACUCUCGCCCCGGGAGACAGAGUCGCCAUCGAACCCGGCUACCCCUGUCGACGUUGUCCGCGCUGCAAAUCUGGUCGCUACAACCUCUGUCCCGAGAUGAAAUUUGCGGCCGAUCCGCCAUUCACCCAUGGAACUCUUACGCGGUAUUUCAAGCUCCCUGCGGAUUUCUGCUACAAGAUCCCCGAUCAUAUCAGUCUGGCUGAUGCCGUGCUCAUGGAGCCGUUGGCGGUGGCUAUCCAUGCGGUGAGGCUGGCGGAUGUGAAGCCGGGGAAUAGGGUGGUUGUUUUCGGGGCGGGCACGGUGGGACUGUUCUGUGCGGCUGUGGCGAGGGAAUUUGGGGCUGCAGUGGUGGUUUCGGUGGAUGUGUUGGAGAAGAGACUGUGUUUUGCGAAGGAGUUUAUUGGGACUGUGGGACGGACUGCUAUGCCGGAUUUAUCGAUUACUCCGGAGGAGAAUGCUCAGCGCUUGAUACGGACUCAUGGUCUAGGUGAAGGGGCGGAUGUUGUUAUCGAUGCAUCUGGGGCUGAGGCUUCUGUGCAGACGGGUGUGUUUUCCUUGCGCAUGGGGGGGGACGUAUGUGCAGGCUGGGAUGGGGAAGCGUAA